This is a messenger RNA of Astrephomene gubernaculifera, 8777 nucleotides long. The record is from the annotation of a GenBank genome assembly. Lineage: Eukaryota; Viridiplantae; Chlorophyta; Chlorophyceae; Chlamydomonadales; Astrephomenaceae.
GCUAGUUAAAGUGUCAUUUCGACUCCGGUUUCACUUGCUGCUUCGUUGAACACAUGCUCAGAGACAAUUACCAACCUUUCCUGCGUCGUUUCCUCGAUUAAAGGUUCUUAUUUUGCAACCUUGUGUCCCUUAUUCUCUAUUACUAGAUAGUUACUUGGCUUGGUUAAACAGAGAUUACCGCUUUAACCUGCUCUCGGGCGCCCUUGCGCGGCGAUGGAGCGCCGUGCCCCAGCCCUGCUGACUAUACUGCAUCCAAGCUGGAGCUAAAAGCAGCUGGUGCUUGGCGUCGUCGCCAGGAUGGCAGACGACGACCCGGGACCAAGGCGUCCCGGGCCGGCUCAAAAGUAUAGCUGGUCGACGAUCCUGCGAAAGGGGUCAAAUAACCAGAAUGACGUUGGUGCUGGUGGUAACGCCGCGGAGGCUGCAGAAACCCCCAAAGCGCUGGGCCCCAUCAACCCUCAGUCGGGUCGUCCAACAUCAUUGGGGAGAGGCAGCUUUCGCGGCGGCGUGACGCGAACCUCGAGCAAUGUUGGCCUGGGCCUUGCAGCUGCCGCUGGCAACCCUGGAAACGGCUUGGUCAGCACUGUCCCUCAUCCCCCACCUAGCGGACCUCUGGCGGCGCGCUCUCACAGCGUCGUUCAUGCGGGCCUGCUGGCCCCGGGCCAGGGGAACGGCACCACAGCGGACGUUGUUACGGCGGUGAAGGAUUUGCAGCUUCGCAAGCGCAGCAUUUUCUUCCAGCAAGCAGCAAGCCAGGCGGGACCGAGCCUUGGGGCGCGCACAGGCAGUUUGUCGACGUACUUCUUUGCCCCGAAUCCAACACCGGGCAAGGGUGUCUGUUUCUCACCCGACGGAACUUUCGUGAUGCGGUGGGGUUACGGCACGGAUGUCAAACUACUUUCAGCGGACGAUGGCACGCUCAUGCAGACAAUGGUAACGCCGACGUCUGGGGCUGUGCGUUACGCUACGUUUAGCAACGACGGUAGCAAAGUGGCUGUUGCCACGGAGGAUUGCAAGGUGUAUGUCUGGGUGCUUGCCAACAGGCACCUGCUGUGCACCUUGGAUGUGGGUGCGGAGCCCCUGGCGCACGUGGUGUUCAGCCACGACAGCAAACACCUGCUGUCAUGCGACGACGAGGGGCAGCUGGAGCUGUGGAGCAUUGGCCAAGCAACAGGGCACAUGGUCCGCCGUUACGAGACGGGUCACAUCAGCAAACGCUGUGGCUUCAGCUCGGAUGGCGAGUCCGUCCUGUCGUGUGCCGGCGACGACUGUGGGCUUAUGCUGUUGAGCACUCGGACAGGCAUCGUGCAGCUGACGCAGCAGUUUGAGGAGAUAUCCGAAUCGCGCAAUCGGGCUACCUACGUGAUCAGUCCCGACGGCACUAAGGUGCUUUUGUUCAUCUUGGAGCAGGUCUACGGCAUUAACCUGGUGCUUUAUGACACGUCUACCGACACGCACAUUGCUCUUCAGGUUUGUGACGGUGCCGUGACCCACGCCGACUUCAGCAAUGACUCGUCGUUCUUCAUCACCGCGGGCCGCGAUGACCUCAUACACGUGUGGGAGAGCGACACAGGCAUGCUGCGGACCACGCUGGUGGGCCACGCCAGCGACGUCAUGUUCUGCAAGAUCAGCGAGGAGGGUGAUGUGGCCGUCAGCGGCGACAGCGAGGGUACCGUACUGGUCUGGUCGCUCUCGGACGGUGCCUGCGUCAUGCGUCUGCAAGCGCACUCCAGCCCCAUUGCUUACGUGGACAUCAACGCUGACGGCACGCGCGCUGUGACGGUGGACACGGAAGGGCAUGCGCUGCUGUGGUUCCUCGAUGCGGCCCGGGUUUUCGAGGUCAUGCGCCAGCACUCGGACCUGGUGUCGUGCGUGGUGCCCACACCUGACGGCAACAGCCUUAUCGUGGGGUACAAGGACGGCGCGUUAAGGAGCUGGAACCUUUGCGACGGGCCGGGGUUUGCAGCCACGGUCACCUGGACGCACUCAAAGCAGGCCUGCCCUGUGGAGCAGCUAGCGAUGCGGCCGGACGGCGCGCAUGUGGCUUCGGCUGGGCGCGACGGAGCCGUCGUGAUCACAGACGUGGCGCGCGGGCAGGUUGUUUCGAUCUUGUGCGGCCACAACGACUUCGUGACGGGGCUGCUGUACAGCGAUCGGAGCGACGUGCUUGUGACCGCCAGCCGCGUGGGGGAGGUCUCUGUUUGGAGCGCCAAGCCGUACGGUACGGAGCCGCUGAAGACGAUGGAGGUUCCGGAGCGGUUGGAGGUUGCGUCCCUGGCCAUCAGCCCCAACCAGGCCUUCCUGGCGGCGGCGACAGCGGGCGGAUCGGUCCACGUGUGGAGCCUCAGCACGUUUGUGAUGCAGGCUGACCUCAAGGUGACGGACCUCCCCGCGACGCGCCUCACGUUCAAUCUGGACGCAUCGGUGCUGGCCGUGGGCUCGGCGGAUGGUAGCGUGACGCUUGUCGACCCGCUGACGGGAACGCGGGCUGCCAGCUACAAGGGCAACGCCUCUGGCAUUACAGACGUGUCAUUCAUGAUGAGGCCGCAAGAGCACAUCUUGCUCAGCCUGUGCGGACGGCAAGCCAUCCUCUGGAACUGCAGCCAAAGCUCCCAGGCCCACACCACGGACUUCAUCGCUGACAGCACUCGCAUUUUUGCAAGUGAAUCCAUCGGCGUACUGCCCAACCGUACUUGCGUCGCCCACGACGCUGUCGUACUGUAUGAUCCAAUCAACCACGCUGCCAUGUACGACAUGCUUCCCCGGCCUCCCGAGCAGCACCCCGGGAACAGCUACCUCUUCCGUCAAGGAACCACGCUGACGUCACUCUAUCGGCACGGCUCCAGCCUGUCUCCCAUUGGCUCUGGUGGCUACCCCAUGGUGCUGUUUUGCGCGCCCGAUACCACGGUUCACAUGCUCGGCGAUGAGACGAGCGGGACGCGGUGCCUUGACUUCUCGUCGGAUGGGCGCUUGCUGGUGAGCGGCACCCUCCGCGGCGAGCUGAUUGUGUGGGACGUGGUGCACCAGCAGCAGAUGCACAAGUGGGUGGCGCACAAGCGGUACACCAUCACAUGCGUGCGCUUCACGCACGAUGCCACUGCCGUGUACAGCUGCGGGGAGGACUGCAAGGUGAUCAUGUGGGAUUGGCGGCGGCAGGCCAAGCUAGCGACGCUCAUCGGCCACCAAGCCCCCGUCGCGGCGGUGGAAAUGAGCGUGGACGGCAACCAGAUGGCAAGCGGCGACCGCGACGGCUUCAUCUUCAUUUGGGACACCGUCACGCACACACCCAAGCAGGUCAUUCCCGCCCAUGACGGCGCAGUCAUGUGCUGCAGCUUGAGCCCCUGCGGCACCAUGGUGGCCUCCACGGGCGCCGAUGAACACAUUGUCAUACUGGACGUGCAAACCGGGUCACAGUUGGCGACGCUUGAUGACGCCAUGGAUGGCAAGGGUAUGACGAUCAAGUUCAGCUUUGACGGCACGAGGCUGCUGGUUGGGGGCGAAAAGGGUGCCGUACUCAUCUGGGACGUUGCUCGCAAUUGCCUCCUGUACGACAUCCCGGCCCACGACGGCAAGGUCUUUGACUGCGGCUGGUCGGGCGACUCUCGCCGACUGCUUUCCGUCGGCUCCGACGGCAAAGCGCGACUGUGGGACGCGGCUGCCGGCAGCGAGCUGUGCCAGGCCAACUUCGAACGCGUCAUGGGCGCCGUGGAGUCUGGCGGCUUCGUGCACUGCGACCUCUCCGCCACGGGGAACCGCAUGGCGGGCUGCACUGCUAAGGGGCAGCUCAUAGACUGGGACGUGGGCGCCGAGCUGCGUUGCGUGCCCGAGGGCUCCAUGCUCUACCAGCGGCUCAGCGCCCUAAGCCUGGGUCGCUCUCGGGAGGUGUACGCUCGCCUACUUCGGCAGUACCCGCUGCUGCCCAACACACAGGACUCGCGAGGCUGGACCAUCCUCAUGCAUGCGGUCGCCAACUCCAAUCCCGAAAUCACAAAGCUCAUUAUCGGCAGCGUACCCGCCGCCUCAGCCAAGUUGGGCCUUACCGCGUCUGCCGUACAAAACACCAUCCUCUCCUCCAUCCGACACGUGCCGCGCAUCCACAUGAUGAGCAGCAUGUCCGCGCCCAAGGGAUCUGGGGUCUGGAACGAGCCGGGCAGCAAGCGUGUAAGCAUGACUGCUGCGGAGGGCGCGGCGAAUGCCAACUCUGUGACGAAACUCAACGUCAAUGCCUCUGCCACCAGCGUGAAAAAGUCUCCGCUGGGGCGUCCGAAGGACCCCGCUGGGGACGAUGACGACGGCGAUGACGAUGACGAUGAUGACUCGGACGAACACGACCGGGUUCCGCGUGUUGUGCCGGCUUCCACGGCAGGCUCCCGCGCUGCGUCAGCAGCAGCGUCGCGUGCUGUCACGCCGGCGUCUGAGCGGCAGGUGACAUCGCCCACGGGCGCUGGAGCGUUCAUCCUUGGUCGUGUAGGCACAUUCCUGCGCAACGGUGCGGAGAUGCUGGCGCCAGGGAGGGACCGGCGUUCUUCCGCCUCGGGUGACGGCAUUGGCGGCGCUGUGUUGACCAGCGGGCCCUCUGCGCCCAAGGCACCGGAAGCCGCCGCCGGCGGCGGGGAUUCUGGUUCACAGCUUCGCAGCCCGCCUCGAGCGGCGGGAUCUUCGGGUUUGUUGUUUUCUGCUUUUGCAGGACCGGGGCAGAUCACCAGCGGACCCGCGGGCCCCAUUGCCGAGGCAACCACCGCCCCGACAACUGGCCUUGGCAGCACGGCUGGGGCCACUGCGUCAUCCCCAUUGAUUCCCAGCCGGUUCAGUCCUAACAGCUCACCUGCCACUCGGGGCUCCAUCCUGAAGAGCGGCCCCAACCGCACCGGCGGCAGCAUCACAUCUAGUCCCUCCAGCAGCAGCGCCACCGCAGCAGCGGACUCCUCCGGCUUUGCCGGCAGCCCUCGCAGUGCUGGUGGAGCUGCAGCCAACGGCGGCGGCAGCGCGCAUGGCGGCGUGGCGUACGGCGGCAUCACGGUUGCGGGCAACAAGCGCUCGUUGCUGGGUUCGGUGCUAGAAGCGGAGCGUGAUCGCGACAUGAGCGCGCGAAGUCGCCGGCGGAGCUUCAUGUUUGGCAACGUCACGCAUGCGCUGGUGGCGGCGAAUGUGAGCAGCAGCGGGCCCGGGGGGUCUGGCAACAUUUCCACGUCACCGCUGGGCCGCAGCAUACGGCAUGCGGUGCACAUGUUCGCGCGGGUCGGCAGUCGAGGGAACCAACCGGCGGCGAGUAGAGACUUGGAGGAGGGUGUGACGCUGGAUGACGGGCUUGAGCGCCACGUCAGCGACUUGAGCCGCAACGGGCAGGAGGAGGACCACGUGGACCCGGGCAAGGGGCCUCACAUGGCAACACCCGGCGGGCCCAAGGACAACGGCAACCUGGGGUCGCCGUCGGGUGCCGGCAGCCGCGGCAGUGGGAAGGUUUGGCCGGAGCCUCAGACGCCGGACCGAGCGGAGCCCAACGCCGUCAAGAUUGCGCUGGAUGCGGGCGCAGCGGACUGCGUGCAGCACGUAUUGGAUGCGGUGCUGGCGCAGAAAGUGACCCCUGGGUCAUACCACGCCAUCACUGCCGCCAUCCCGGCUGUCGCCCAGCAGUACCCCACCAUGUGCCAGGUCUUUCUUUCGGGUCUGCCCUUGCGGCCUCUGGGGGAGAUGGAGGUGCCCUCGUCAGUCGCCGCUCGCGGCAUGAUUGUCACCUCGGCUCCCUCGUACACAUCGUACAAGGAGAUGUGGAUGAACGAGCUGCAGCUGCAAGGGGCGACCAAGGGCCCUAUGGCGCUCAUGGAGGCAUGCAUGGUGCGGCUGCCGUUCGCUGCCAACAGCGGCAAGACGUCGGUGCUGCACACAUUGGUGGAGAGCAGCGUGCCUGUGCAGACGUUUGGGAGCGACACGGUCAAGGCUAUCGUGGAUUACAAGUGGCGCAACUUUGCACAGCGGCGCAUCUACAUCAAGGCGCUCGUGUACCUGCUGUACACCAUACUCUUCACCGUCUUCGCGGUGCUGUUCGCGGACCAUGACAGCACGGCAGGCAUACGGCAGCUGUACGACACCCACCGAGGCGUCGCCAUCGUCAUCUUUUCCGUCGUACUCUUCAUCUACGGCAUCUACUUCCUCGUCCUGGAGUGUGUGCAGCUCGCGGCCUUGGGCGCUGCCGCCUACUUUGAUUCCUUUUGGAACAUUGUCGACAUUGCGGCCUACGUCACGACGCUCAUCGUCUGCCCCUGCACCGUACUGCGGUACGGGCUUGGCGAAGGGCAGUUUGUUGCGGUCAUGGUUGCCGCGGAAGUGAUCAUGCUGUGGAUCAAGGUGCUGUUCUUUGGCCUGGCCAUUGACGGCGUCGGGACGUUCAUCUUCAUGACAGCUGAGAUCAUCAAGGGGCUAAAGUACUUCAUCGGCUUGCUCGCCACGUUGUACAUCAGCUUUGCGGUGGCCUUCAUGGUGCUGUUCAGGAACUCGCCCUCGACCAACGAUGAUGGCAGUACGGGCAUGGGGGGCUUGUACGGCAGCUUUGGCAACGCACUCCUCAACGUCUACCUCAUCAUGUUCCAAAUUGGAGACCCUCACGACUCUGCGGAUUCCGAGUAUGGCCACUUUGCGAUCCUGCUCUUCUGCACCUACAUGUUUGCGCUGCUGGUGGUGCUGCUCAACAUGUUGAUCACCCUCAUGGCCGAUAUCUACCAGAAAGUCAAGGGCGUCCAGCACUUUGUCUUUUUGAAAGGCCGUGCGGAGCUCAUCAUCGACGUGGAGAGCACCACCGGUGUGGGCCUCACGAACGCCGAGAACCACCCCUACCUGCACCUCCUCAUGCCGCUGCGGAAGGACGCAGCGGGGUCGGGUGACUCUGAUGGCGACAUGACGAACGGCGGCUCUUCAGAGUCUCAGCGCGUGACUGCAGGCAUACCACGGCUAGGGGCGGGCGCUGCUAACGGCGUCAACGUGUCCUCUCCCACUGGCGGCGCCGGCGGCUCGGUCUCACGUGCCGUCAGCCUCACAGGCGGCUUGAGCCCGGGCCGCGGCGGCUUGGCGGAUGUCAACUCGGGCAGUGCUAGCGACGACGAUGAUGGCCGCAGCGUCGCGGGCGGGCGCGGCGGGAUGCUGAGUCGCAUGGCGUCCUUCAAGUCCAUGCGAAGCAUGGGCUUAGGCGCCAACACCGGCGGUCCGAUGGGCGGAGGCACGGGCAUGCGGCGUCCGACUGAGGCCUACAAUGCCUUUGGCGGCAUGACCAUGAUGCGACGGGCGGGCGCGACGGCCACUGGUGCAGCAGGCGGCGGGGGAGGCGGAGGGGGAGGUAGCGGAGGCAUUGAUGCGGACCGCUUGGAACGGCUGGAGCGGGUGGUGAACCGCCUUGCCUCCAACGUGGACGCAAUCAUGGCGCACAUGCGUGUACGACGUACGUCGAAUUCGGGUGGCGCAGCCCUCAUGGCAGCUGACGUGGCGGCCAUGGGUGCGCCCUUGGGCCGGCGCACUGGCUUUGGCGGAGUUGGCGGAGGCGGAGGCGGCGGGGGUCUUCGCUACACCGCUACGGGCAUCGGAUCUGUGAGCAUGCACGUUCGGGCUGGUGCUGCUGGCGGCGGGUUUGGUGGCGUCAGAGGAGGAAGUGGCGAGCCGGCUGGUUUCGGGAUGCCGGCCGGCAUGACGAGUCGAGGCCCCAGUCGCCCGACGAGUGCGACGGUGGCCAGCGCGCCGCCGUCGCCGCCGACGGCUGUGAUGCUGGGCAUUGUCGCAGCGUCCGGGCUGCCGGCAACCGCAGCGACGUCCUCGUCACUGACUGCACAUUCGAGCGGCUCGGCCUCACACGGUCACUCCCACGCUCACCUGCACGCCACCUUUGCCGAUGACCACAAAACCACGUCCGUGCGUCAGGCGAGUUGCGAUUUUGAGGGGGCGGGGGGCCAGCGGGGACAAGCCAACGGCGGCAGCGCUGGCGGUUCCAGUGGCAGUGCCGGCAGCAGCGCCGGCGGUGCACCUAGCCUUGUUGCCACAGUCGGUGUGCGUGCCUGCUCUCCCAUCUCGCCUGCCAUGACCUCAGGUGGCCACACAACCUCCAGUAGUAGCGACGCCGAAAACAUCACGAUAGGCGGCGGAACCGGAAUCGCAGCCGGUCACUCUCCCACUGGCAGCGGCGGCGGUAGCGGCGGCGGCGGCGGCAUGAUCUCUGCUGCUGCUAUCGGCAUGCAGCGGCGCGGCUUUGGAUCCGACAUUGUCAUGACGCCAACCAUUCUUGAGGGCGACGAGAGGACUGAGGUAGAGCCGGUGGCUGUCACCUCGGUAGCCGCAGCACGAACGACCUCGCCCGCGAGUCGUUCAGUUGACGUACCCAGCCUUGGGAGCGGCGGCACGUCGGCGCUUCUGCCUCGGAACUUGGAAGUCCUGGGAAGCAGCGGCGCCGUGCGUUCUAGAGCUAGCAACAGCGGCAGCGUGCGCCACAGUGCUGGCGGGGAACCGCAGUCCUGUCGUAGCUUUGCAAGCGCCGGAAGCGGUGUCAGCACAGGCGGCGUGGCGGCGGCGGCGCGGUUGGUUCUGGACCCUGAGGAACCCCCCGUGUGGGGCGGCUCAGGACCAGGUCGGCCUGCGGGUAGCAGCAGCGGCACGGAAGCUCCCAGGAUACGGACGCCGGGGGAGGUGGAGCCGGGCAACUAGGAGCGGCGCGUGCCUGCGCGGGGCGGAUUUACUGACGGACAGGUUUAGUGACAGCUUCCGAUGUUUUUGCGGUUGGGCUGUGGGGGGGACAUAUAUAC